GCGUUAAACACCAUAAGCAUUCAAAUGCCUCAUGUUGUCCUCAAUUGCGAAAGAGCAUCAGGCCGCACGGACUCGGCACAAAGCUUUGCUUGCUUUCAAGAAACAACAGAUGUUGACUGCACUGGGUGAACUGACCACUACUCUUCUAUGCCAGAUUGAUGACAAGGUUUCUAAGGCCUAUCACAAUCAACGUCGAUUGAAUUCUGACAUCAAGCAGCUUCAGGAGUCUCUCCAAGUUCACAAACGGCAAGUCGCUGGAUGGGUGAAACUAGUAGGAGAAUUCCACAAAGCUUUGAAGGAGCUGGGUGACGUUGAGAACUGGGCGUGCAAGAUGGAACGUGAGACACUUAUCCUUGAUGGAUGUUUACGACUUGUUCUGACGCACACUCCCUACGUUGGGCCAGCAGGACCCUAGGGUUAUUGUCGACAUUUAUCGUCUUUCAUACCUUUAUACUCUCUAUUGCUGCGCUAUGUAUUUCUUCUGCUUUGUGCUUGUGACUUUCAGUGAUUUUCAGAGUUGGAGGAAUUCGUCCCCAUUCCCCGGGAGAGGAAUGGGAGAACAUAAACGUGUUGUCCUGAAUUUCGAAUUUUGAUUGACAUUUUGAUUUGGAUAAGUACCGAUCAUGAAUAAUGUGACAGACAUACACGGCGAACGUGUACAUGUGUGCUUACGUUUGCACCUAACCUCACUGCACUUUAUCUUUUCCAUCGAAAAAAGUCG
Molecule: messenger RNA, 721 nt
Organism: Opisthorchis viverrini
Lineage: Eukaryota; Metazoa; Platyhelminthes; Trematoda; Opisthorchiida; Opisthorchiidae
Exons: 2
Coding region: 32-415 (127 amino acids)
Biological process (GO): endosomal transport
Cellular component (GO): BLOC-1 complex
Source: RefSeq, a predicted model, not a curated record